Chironomus riparius is the source of this 8627-nucleotide messenger RNA. NCBI's taxonomy places the organism in Eukaryota, Metazoa, Arthropoda, Insecta, Diptera, Chironomidae. The record is from the annotation of a GenBank genome assembly.
GAAAAUUUAUGUGCUGUCAGAUAUGUGAAUUGUGAAUAAAACACAAAAAAUAGAAACAAUGGCAAUAAGUUUAAUCUAACGAAAAGAAAAUUUAAUAAAUUAAAAUAGAAUAAAAGGAAGCCCAUCCAUCCGACAAUUAAAAGCGCUCAAAGAGUAGCCAAAAAAUCAUGGACGAGUCGACUUCAUCAUCAUCACCAUCGCCUCCUCAGCCAACCAUAAAUCUUCAACAAGGAGAUUUGGUGUGGUUUGAAGCAGGCUUUAACUUUCCAUUACCCGGUGAAAUCGUUGAGGUUCAUCGCGCUGCACAAAUUGUUAUUGUUUCGACUGUUAUUGACGGAAAGCCACAAACGUUUACACUUACAAUGACCGAUGGGAAUUUUAUGGUACGACAAGAUUUAGGAAAAAAUGGUGUUGAAGAUUUAACACAAAUAACAGAUCUGCAUGAAGCAUCAUUGCUUUGGAAUUUGAGAUUGAGAUACGAUAAUUUAUAUUCAAAUGGAAUUUACACAUAUUGUGGAAGCAUACUUAUAGCUGUUAAUCCUUAUAAAAUGUACCCAGAUCUCUAUGGAUUAGAAAUGGCGAAAAAAUAUGCAGGUAUGCCACUUGGAGUACUUCCACCACACCUUUUCGCUAUAGGUGAGGCAGCACAUUCAGCAUUGCCAUCACCACAAGUUGUUGUCAUUUCUGGAGAAUCUGGAUCAGGUAAAACUGAAUCAACGAAACUUGUUAUGCAAUAUUUAGCAGCAGUCGCGUCUGGCGGUGUUUCAUCAGCAUCAGCUCUUAUAACAGAACAAAUACUUGAAGCAAAUCCAAUUUUAGAAGCAUUUGGAAAUGCCAUAACACUUAAGAAUGACAACUCGAGUCGAUUUGGAAAGUAUUUGGAGAUUUAUUUCAAAUCCGGUGCCAUUAUAGGUGCAAAAAUUACUCAAUAUUUACUGGAAAAGUCACGUAUUGUAACACAAGCACAAGGAGAGAGAAAUUAUCAUGUAUUCUAUGAACUAUUAGGUGGACUUUCAGAAACUGAACGAUCAAAAUACGGCCUUUUAGAAGCCGACAAGUAUUUUUAUCUUAAUCAAGGCAAUUCCGACUGCUCUCCUAGUGGUCGAAUUGAUUGGAAUUCUCUGCAAGGUGCCAUGCAAGUUUUAGGAUUAUCAGAAAGUGAACGAGAAGGAAUUGUUCGAGUUUUAUCAGCUGUUCUUCAUUUAGGAAACAUAUAUUUCCAUAGAAGACAAUUAAAGCAUGGAUCAGAAGCUGUUGAGUUGGGUUCUACGGCUGAGGUUAAAUGGGCUGCUCAUCUCCUCCAAGUACCUUCCGAUGGUCUAAUGCGUGCAUUGACAUCACGCAUAACAGAAACGCGUAGCGAAAUACUUCAUACACCGCUUUCGAUUGAUCAAGCUUUAGAUACUCGUGAUGCAUUCGCAAAGGCACUUUAUUCUGGAUUGUUUAAUUGGCUUGUGUUGCGUAUUAACUCAAUAAUUCAUAAAGGUGGAACACAUGAUGCUCAUAGAAUCUCAAUAUUGGAUAUAUUCGGUUUUGAGUCGAUGGUAGAGAACUCGUUUGAACAGCUUUGCAUAAAUUAUGCAAAUGAAAGUUUACAUUUAUACUUUAAUAAACAUAUCUUUAAAUUGGAACAAGCUGAAUAUGCAAAAGAGCGCUUGGAAUGGACUCAAUUGGGAUGGGAAGAUAAUUUGCCAGUCAUUCAUUUGCUGGCAAAGAAGCCGCAUGGCAUAUUUCAUAUAUUGGAUGAUGAAUCAAACUUUCCUCGUGCAACUGACAAUAGUUUCCUUGAAAAAUGUCAUUACAAUCAUGCAUUAAAUGAAUUAUAUUCGCGUCCACGUAUAGGUGGACAAGAAUUUGGUAUUAAUCAUUAUGCAGGCCAGGUAUGGUAUACAGUCGAAGGUUUUCUUGAAAAGAAUCGCGAUGCAUUAAGACACGAUGUCCUUGAACUAUUAACAUCCAGUAAUGAGCCAUUAAUAGAAGAACUGACAAAACAUUUGAAAGCACAACGUGAUCAUGGAAAGUCGCUACCACGUGGAUCUAAUGGACGAUUUGUUACAAUGAAACCUCGAACGCCUACAGUCAGUGCAAGAUUUUCAGAUCAGUUACAGACACUAAUGGCAACAAUGGCUAAAUGUAAUCCAUGGUUUGUGAGAUGUAUAAAGCCAAAUAAUGACAAGCAAGCAUUAAGAAUGGACAUGCCGUGUGUCUUAAAUCAAUUAAGAUAUCUUGGAAUGCUCGACACAGUUCGAAUACGUCAGAAUGGCUAUCCGGUUCGAUUGAAAUUCCAACAUUUUGUAGAUCGUUACCGUCAUGCAAUGAAGAAACCAAUUCCUCGUGGUAUACCGUACCGUGACAUUUGUCGUUUGAUUCUUGAAUCCAUUCCAAAUACAGAAGAUGACUAUCAAAUAGGUGCAACUCGCGUUUUUGUACGCGAACAACUCCAUCGUCUUUUAGAAAAUAAUCGUGCUGAUCGUCUUAAGAAUGCAGCCGUUGUCAUACAAAAGAAUGUGAGAAAUUUAUUAAACAAACGAAAGUCAGUUCGUCAACAACAUAGUGCCAUUGUCAUUCAGAGAAAUUGGCGCCGCUUUAGAGACCAGAAACGUUAUGAUGAUUUAAAGAGAGGAGUAACAAAGGCACAGGCAUUGUUUAGAGGUCACAAAGAAAGAAAACGUUAUGAAAAGAUUAAGAAUGAGUUGAAGAGAAGACGUGAGGUUGAGAGAAUGCAAAAAGAACGUGCUGUUCAGCGUAUUCAAAAGGAACAGAUGCAAGAAAGAAAUCAAAUUGUUCACCUCGAUGUCCCAGCUGAAUUGGCAUUCAUUUUUUCAAAGAUCGAUGGAUGGACACCGAUUCAUGGUGAUCGUCAUUUGGUGAAAGUUUUGGGAACAAUUCCAGGUCCAAUGAAAACAGCUGAUAUGCCAAACGAUUUAGAUCAAUUUGCAUUCGGUAAAUUUAGUUCAGUUUACUGUAACGGCAUUCAAUUACAGCCAAGAAAAGAUCCAAUUAGUGCACCAUUCUUGUCACGUGCUGCUACAAAAGAUCAAGACUUUCAAGAUGCAAUUUCAAUAUUCAAACUCAUUCUUCGAUGGACUGGAGAUUCGACAUUAGAUGGCAAUAAAGACAAAGCUCUAGCUGAUUAUAUUAUUCACAAAGGAUUGGCAAGUAAAAAUCUACGUGAUGAAAUAUUGGUUCAACUUUGCAAUCAAGCUUAUCAUACUGAUGAGCAUCAUGCAAAUCGAAUUUGGCAUUUGAUGUCACAUUGUCUAUCCAGCUUCCAACCUGGAGCUGCAUUCAGUAAAUAUUUGAUGAAAUUCAUUAAUGACAAUGCACCUCCACCUUUACGUGAAGCAAUGUUAAAGAAAUUGUUGAGAACAAACAGUCAGGCACCAGCAAGAAAUUAUCCACCAUCUUGGCUAGAAUGGCGAGCAUCUUCACGACAAUCUGACAUAGCUCUUGGCUUAGUUUUUCCCGAUAACUCACUUCAAACUGUUGCCAUCGAUCAUUGGACAACUUGUGAAGAAGCAGCAGGCUUAAGCCUUGCAAUGCUAACAAAUGGACAAACUCAAGGAUGGUCGAUUGUAAUGGAAGACAAUGGAAUUGUCUCAGACACUUGUGGAUUAGAUUAUGUUCUUGAUUUAAUCGGAGAGAAGGAAUUACUUCCAGCAUUUCCAGCCAUCAAAAAUGAUUUAUUCAAAAAUAAAAAGCAAAAUGGAAUUCCAUCACCAGUUCGACAAAAUAGUGAGAAUGAGCCAAGCAGUCCAGUUAAAAAGAGACCACAAAAUAAACCUCCAGAUCCUCCAUUCCAACGUAAUUCGACAAAUGAUUUACUUGUGUCAACUGAUCAGAUUGUCACACGAUCGCAGCCUGAUAAAAUUGAACGUGAGGAAAUUCAUGCAAUUUAUGCACAGAGACCAGAUCAGAUCACACCUAAUCGUAAAAAUUCAAUGGAUUUACUAUCUAGAAGUUCAGCAUUAAAUGAUAGAUAUUUUGAAAUUGAAAAAUCAAGAUCAAGAUCGUUGGACAAUUUGAUUAAUUCCGAUAAUGAAGCACCAACUAUUCCUGAAGUUGUUGUUGAGCCUUUAAAUGACAUUGGUUUAUCAAGAGAAUCAAGAUUAAAUGACAGAUAUCAUUCAGUGGAACGUCUUGCACCAUUAAAGCAACCAACACCAAGACACUUGAAACCACCAUCAAUGAAAGCACGUCCAAUGGAUCCUUAUGGUAAAUUCAUUGAACGAAAUGAAAUGCUAAUUCGAUCUUCAGCCAUGUCUGAUACAUCAGAAGCACCAAGUCUUGCAAGUCAUGUGAGACGCUUGAGAGUUCCAUCACAGGCAAGUGAUGUUGAUCAAUUUUUAGAUGAUUUAUUCAGUCCUGUAUUAGACACACAACUUGAUGAAUUAUCAGAUGCUCGGUCACUAGCUGCAAGUAUUCGUGGUGGCGAAAUGAAUGACUAUCGUAUAUACUCAGAAGCACCAUUAAUACUCAAUGAUGAUGUUAAUGCACUCGAAAAUGCUAAUUUAUUAUGUCGAGUUAUCAAAGGUGGUGGGGAUGAUGAUGAUGAUCUCGUCCCAGACGAGUCACUUGAUGAAUAUAUAACUGAUUUAUUCCAACCAAUAUUCCUGAAUGAGAAUGUAAGAAAUCUAGCGGAAAAAGAGGAACUUGUUGAUGCCAUAAAAGGCGGUUCAGAAGAUUCACCAUAUCAGACUCAAGUUCAACGAGCGUUUUUAGAAUCAGCUAUGCAGCAAAACAUACAGAUUCAACAGCAAUUGAUGGCACAAAAUCAAGCACUUCAAACUUUAUUGCUUCAACAAAAUGAAACUACAACAACGACUGUAAAUCAAGGAAAUUCAAAAAUUAUCACUAAAACAACAACAGCAUCUGCAGCAGUUGUUACAGCUAGAAAGACCUCAAAUGAUAGUUCAUACAGCGUUCCACCACCUCCACCUCCAAUGCCUCCAGAGAAUUUAUGGGCAGAUCCAUUAGAAGCUAGACCAUUCCUUGAUCCUUAUGGACGUGCUAAAACUGUCAGAAUCGGUAAAUGGAGAUGGCCUCCACCGGCUGGUGAUCUCACUGAUUCAGCUGAAGACUUUAUUUCAUUUAAAAUAAGACAAAAUCAACGUAAAAUGACACCACAAAGUAUGAGUGCAAGUGCUGAUGCUAUUGAAUGGGAAGAAUUUGACAUAUCAGCAUCUUCAAGUAAUGUUGAGAAGUCGAAGGAAAGAUUUAAAUCUGAACCUCAAUUAAAUAAGACUUCAAUCAGCACACCAGUAUCCCGUGUCCAGAAGAGAAGUUUUGAUAUCGGAGCUGAAAGACCAACUCCAGGAAGUGUUGGUAAACUCAAAUUAAGCACAGAAAUGCGUCAACGUUUAGAACAAGUAACUGCAGGUCAUUCCGUGCGCUCAACAAAUAGCAACAAAUCAGAAAUGCCAGCACCAGUAAAACUUGAUGAAGCAAGAAGAAUGAUGCUUGAGCAACAACUUGGUGGAGUUCGCAAUCAUGUGCAAAAAAUGGAAAGUUCAAAGAUUCAAAAACCAUUUAUGCCACCUCCAAGUAUUCCAGCUCCUCCACCUCCAAUUCGUCCCAAUCAAACUGCAAAGGAGAAAAUUCCAUCAUUUGUUCAACGGCAUGAACGAGAUACUUUUGGUGUCAAAGACUUUGAUGACUCAUGGGGACGUGCAGAAGCUGCAAAGUUGGAAGCAAUGUAUGAUCCUAAUAGACGAUCAAGAUCACAUUCAAGGGAAAGAGAAAAUUUCUCAGAAUCAGUUUGGGAUAGGACGGAAGUUGAAGGACCUCCAUCAAAUGAUGAACAAUUCCGCUCUAAUUUCCGUGACAAAAAUCGUCAAAGCGAAAUGACCCAAAUUCUUCGUGAACGUGAGAGCAAUAUGGUCUAUCAGCCAAAACAAGAUAAGAAGUUAUCUGCAGCAGCACUAGAAAAAGCAACAUUCAAAAGUCACAUGUUUUCACAAAAGAGUGCACAAGAUAAGGAAAAGGAUCGAAAGACGUCUGCAUCGACAGUGCCAUCAUCACAAUUCAUGAAUAAUAAUGAGAAACAGAAUGGAUAUAAUAAUAGGUCGAAUGAUGAUAUGGAUAUGAUUAUUGAUGAUUUUGCGCAACCAUCGAUUCCAAAACCUGUUCUUGCGCCAAUGUUAAAAAGUCCAGCAUCAUGCUUAACAUACAACAAUCGUGUUGGAUGGAAAUUACGAGUUAAAAAAGAAGUAUUCAGACCUAAUGAAAAUGUCGGUCCACCAGUUAUUUUGGAUCUUUUGUUCGCACAAAUUGUCACCGAUAUUAAUGGGCCAUGCUUACGCAUCACACAGAAAGAAAAACGUCAAGCAUUGUCAUUGUUAAGCAGUCAUGGCGUUAAUUUGGAGAACUUAAAGGGACAGGUGAGAAAUAUUGUCAAGCGUCAAUUAGUCGAUAUGGCGAGAACCUGGCCAUUGUAUUUCUCACGAUUGUUUAUUGUCAACGGUUCCCCACAAUUUCCGGAUGUGUCAAUAUUGGCUGUACAUCAAAGUGGCAUUUUCCUUGGUCGUAAAGAAAAUGACAGUUUGGUGGUCUUAAAGGCAAUUUUAUUCACCGAUCUACAAAAUGCCAUUACACUACCACGACCGCAAGCACUCCAAUUGAAUUUGAGAAAUGGAAAUCGUUAUGCACUGCAUGCAUCAAGAGCGCAGGCGAUACAAAAUAUGAUACAAUCAUUCCUGCAAGAGUUUAAAUUGACACAAUCAAAAGCAUCAUUGAAAGUUACACCGAAUAUCGCGGCAACAACAGAGAAAUUGGAAGCAAGUCUAAAUGGACAUCAUGAUAAAUCAAUUGAAAAGAAUCUCAUCCAAAAUAAUCAUAACCUAAAAGAUGAUGAAAUUAUUGAUAAUAGUGAAUUCAUUAUGAUGAAUCAUACGGCAUCGACAAACACGGCAGCAACGACAGUACAACAACAGAAUGGUCAUCAUAAGCUAUCGCAUAAUAAUAGCAGUAAUAGUAGUGGAAAUAAUCAAACACAUGAGGCGACAGUCCAUCAAGAUGAAAGUUCACAGACAUCGAUUACAAAACAUUCGUUGCUGCAAUUUGCAAUGCAACACUUUAGAAAUGACUCACAAGAAGAAUCACCGAAAAGUCGAUCUGAAAAAUCACAAUCUGCUGACCGUCGUACUCACACAGCGGAUCUUGUGAAAUGGCAAAGUUAUCCAUUGACACAUCCAUUAUUAAAGCUUCCACCAGAACUCACGCCACUUGCAAUCGAAUGCUUUGAAUGUAUAUUAAGAUAUUGCGGCGAUAUGGCACAAGAUCAUGAAUUCACGGAAGUCAAAUGUGUCUAUACCGUAUUAAUGCACUGUCAUAAGCAUCUCAUUCUUCGCGAUGAAGUCUAUUGUCAAUUGAUGAAGCAGACAACAGCAAAUCGUUCAACAUGUUCCGACUCGAGUCAACGUGCUUGGCGCUUGCUAUCAAUUUUAGCAGCAUAUUUUGGAUGUACAGAAAGCCUUAAAGCAUAUUUAGUCGAACAUUUGACAUCAGCUGCAUCUGAUAGGAGAAAAUCAAGUCACGGAACUGCUCAAGUUUGCUUGACCAACUUGAGGAAGACACACAAGUAUGGUGGACGAAAGAAUGUACCAAGUGUUGAAGAAGUCACAGCUGUGUCCGCGGGACGAUCAGCAAGGAGGCAAAUUUACAGAUUACCAGGCGGUGCUGAGAGAAUCGUCAAUACGAGAUGCUCAACAGUCGUAGCUGAUGUCAUAACAGAGCUCUGCGCAUUACUUGGUAUUGAAUCAGAAGCUGAACAACAAGAAUUUUCACUUUAUUGCAUCGUCCAAGGCGAUGCAUUCACAAUGCCAUUAUCAUUUGAUGACUACAUUCUCGAUGUCACAACGGAACUACUUAAAUCUGGUCAGCCAUUCUAUUUGAUAUUCUGUCGUUCAGUCUGGCACUUCCCAUUGAAACGUGAUCCUGCACCCACACCAUUGUAUAUUGAAGUUUUAUUCAAUCAAGUCGCUCCAGAUUAUCUUGAGGGAUUAUUACUCGAAAUUCCAAAUAUUGGAGCACCAACGCCUGAUUAUAUUCGUGAUAUGGCAAGAAUUGCAGCUAUUUUACAUCGUGCUGCAGAUUUAAAUCAUAUUCCGGUAAUGAAGGAAAUUAAGUUUCUGCUACCGAAGCCAGCAUUAAGUUUAAGAGAAAUUAAGCCUGCACAGUGGGUAAACUUGGUGCAAUCAAUUUGGGGUUCAGUAGCUCCACUUUCACCACUCCAAUGUAAAGCACAAUUUCUGUCAGUUUUGUCAGCAUGGCCAUUAUUUGGCAGUAGUUUCUUUGCUGUUAAGCGUGUCUAUGGCGAUGAUAUAAUGUUGCCGGAAGAGUCAAAUGCACCGAUGUGGAGAGAAUUAAUAUUGGCAUUAAAUAGACGUGGUGUCUUCUUUUUGGACUCUAAUACGCACGAGACAUUACAUCAUUGGCAUUUUAUUGAAAUUAUAUCAACGAGAAAGGUUCGCUCUGAGGAUGGUCUUUUAUUCUUGGACAUGAAAGUUGGCAACUUGCUGCAACAAAAUGUCGUACGAGUACAGACGGAGCAAGCUCAUGAAAUAAGCAGAAUAAUGAGACAAUACAUCACAAUGGCACAAUCAACACAAAGAGACAAAAGAGAAUAG